Molecule: messenger RNA, 5914 nt
Organism: Hyalella azteca
Lineage: Eukaryota; Metazoa; Arthropoda; Malacostraca; Amphipoda; Hyalellidae
Exons: 5
Coding region: 32-4726 (1564 amino acids)
Cellular component (GO): extracellular matrix
Source: RefSeq, a predicted model, not a curated record
AAGCGCUGUUGCAGAAACCGUAGCGUCUGAAAUGUUGGAAUCAGACGAAGAGGGAAGCUACGACCCCGAGGCGGUCUUCAGGCUGAUGGAAGCAGCAAGGUUGAGCAGGCGUUUGAAAUAUGAAGAAAAUGACACAACCACCUUGCCAAAAAAUCAUUUAAUUUCACAGAGUGAUAGCGUUCAAGACCGACAGCUUUCGUUUAGAGAGCAAGUUUCUCGGGGAAAAAUGGAGGGACAUGAAAACCCAGGCAGUGCAGAAAUUUUAAACUUGGGAAUGAUCAAGACGAGUGAUUCAACAACAACGGAAACUUAUACCAUUAGCAAGGAAUCUGUAUAUGUUAACGACACUGAUGAAUUAACUUCCAGCAAAACAUCACAUCGAGAAGAUAAUAUUGAACCUACUGAGGAAAAGGAAACUUCUACUUUCAUAAAUUCCAAGCGUAGAAAAACAAGAAGAAAACUUACGUCGAAAAGAAAAAUUGAUGGAAUUGAAGCGUCAUUGAUGAAUGCUAAGGGAAACGAAGAAAGACUACAAAGCAUUCUUUCAAAAUAUGAUUUAAAACCACAUGCUUCACUGACCACACCAGCCUACGACGAAAAGCUCGAAAAUAAAACCAAAACCGACGCAGAAAAACAUAUCGACAAACACAACACUGCUACAGAGAACAACAGUACAAAUGGUUCGGUAGAAACUCCACUACAGGAGAGAAAAGUCACUUCGUCAACUAGAAAUCAAAGUUCCUAUGUGAUGAUGACUCCAAGAGAAAUUACAAAAGAAAAACUCGAUGAGAAUGCCCGAAACUUGAGGCUCAGACGACUAACACCAAAAACCAGAAUUGGAUCUCAAAAUGGCUCAAAAUCAAAAGAAAGCCUUGAAAGGAAAUUCGAGCAGCCAAAAGUGAAUGACGUGAAGAAAUUGACAUUACAUCAUGGCAAUGAUAGUAAUCGAUUGCGCAGUAAUUAUUCAGGAAGCAAUCAAGACACUUUGAAAUUGAAAUUGGAUGACUUCGUAAAAUCUAACUCACAAUCAAAAGAAUCUACAAAUCUUGAUUUAUUCCCAAUAUACGAACAAGACAAAGAAGGGCUUAUUGCAAUUGUGUCGUCAACUACCUCAAGUUCACAAAGAGAUUAUGCUUAUAAAAGAGUCCAUGAAUCAACGAUGAAAAAUGAAGAAAGCGACGAGUCAGAUAUCGAAAAGUACGUCGGUGCGUCCUCAACAGACGCCCGGCAAACGAACGACGAAAUAAGAAACGGACCCAGAUCUGAUUAUCAAGAAACUAUUCAAUAUUCCAAGAAUAUCACUUCACUCCCAGACAAUCAUGAUGCAGCAGACAACUAUCAACUUUCCGAAACCCGGGCAAAUCAUCAGAAAGCUGCAGGUACCAACGUAGUAGAAUCAGUCACUGCAGGAAAUUCGGGUACGGACGCUCGACCGAAAUUGUCCGACGCCGAUGUCCGCAAAAAACUGAGAUCGAGACUUACGCCUGAGCUUAGAAAAUCCAUCUUGCAGAGAAGUGCGAGGCUUCGAGCGAGGCGUCAGCACAAUAAACAGCAUGGUAACGCCUCCACAAUCAACGCUCCAGCAACAGAGGGUGAAAUGGACGAACUUAGUACGAGAUGGGGAAGUAGUUUGACAAAAGAAAAACCCCGAUUGGCAAUUCACCCUGGUAGUAAACAAGCCGAUGACAUUUCUUUUAUCAAGUCCGAAAACCAAUUCCACUAUGAAGAGGAAGAUCCGUCAUCCACACACCAAGCUUCGAAAGAACUGACCGAGAAGCAGCAUCGUCCGGUUCCCUUCAAGAUCGAAGCCAAAACAGAACACGAGAGCAUCACAAGUGUUAUCGAUUCACACAACUUAUCAGAUGGAAAAACGUCAAAAGAAUAUCUUAGUUACGACGACUUAUACGAUCCAGCACCAAGCCAGCCACGUUAUACCACGAAGCCAAAGAAAAUAACACGAAAGAUCCCUUUGUCUAACAAGACUACUACGCCUGGCACAACUACGAGUGAUGAGGUUCAAAUUGUAGAAGACAGUAAAGAAAGAGUGCAUAAAAACAGCUCGGAAAAUGCAGGAAAGAAUCUUUUCUCGUCAUAUAAUUAUCCGGUAUUCGGGAGGACACGUACACCAACACCUCAAAUCGUUCAUCCAUCAGCGAUAAAUCCUUAUAAUCCAGUUUUCCCAACAUCAAUCAGUCCUGUGUUUGUCCUAGGAAUGGGCGACUUAAGGAACCAACAACCUCUCAACCCGAUACCUAUCCCGAUUUCACCUCUUCCGGUCCCGAUCUCUCCUCUUCCGGAACUUCACCACGUGCCUCCUAGGCUUGAGGUCCCACGUCCGUUUAUUGAACCAGGUUUGGUUCACCCUGGGAACUUGGUAACAUUUACCAACCCUCUCGUUCCACACGUCCCCUCUUACCGCCCAUCUGCUCCGACGAUACAAAGUAAUGGCAUAACCAGUCCCGUGCCGCCAUAUUUUUUGGCAGAAGAAUUUAGUGCCGGAGCAGAAGCAAGUCAAGAAGAACACAGAGGCACGUUAGAUUCGGAUGACGCGGGGAUAUUGCACGAAGAGUAUGACUACGCUGAUUAUACAUACAGUCACGAAGAUUAUCUAGAAGACAAUGACAAUUAUAUUAAACAUCAAGAGGACGAGCGCGGUGAGCCAGUGCAGUACGGGUACAAAGUGGCCUCUGCAGACACGGGCAACUUCCAGCAGCGCGACGAGCAAAGGGACGGCAAGAAAGUCAAGGGGUCUUACAAGGUGGCGCUACCGGAUGGUCGCAUACAGACGGUGACGUACAUCGCAGACGACGGAGGAUUCAGGGCUGAAGUGACGUACGAACACAUCAACUCUAUCGGUACGUCGACAGCGUUGCCGCCAAUUGCCACGACGUCUUGGCCAGCCCAAGCUACUUCUUCCCAACCUCAUUUCAAUCAACAAAGACUAACGCUCAGGAACCGUAUAACAGGCCAUUCCUUAACUACAGUUGCACCGUCCCAACACCCGACACAAAGCGCAAUACCAAGUUUGAUUGGUGCUGCGCAAGAGAUAUUACAUCCUAGGCCGUUAACCGAACCUCACAUAAAUCUUCAUUCAGUUUCACACGAGAGGAAUCAAGCAUCAAAAGAUCCACUCAACAAAGCCCCAACACAUCAUCCCAACAAACCAGUAAGAAUUCAAUCGACUUCUCAUAUACCGCCACCCAGAGACGGUCACAUCGAUAAUGACGAUCCAAACACAAUUCCAGUGAUAACAAACAACGAUUUUCACAUUGAAAUUCAAUCAGAGGAAAAGCUUCCUCAGCCAACUCCUAUUCCUGUGUUUAACCAAAGACCGACGAAGAAUUUUCUGGAAGGUUUCAUUACAGGCAUCAAUGACCAAGUCCAGAACAAGAAACACAAUCCGAUUAAACCAGCACCAGUCAAAAUUUCUAUCCAUCAUCCGCACGACAUUCCGUUUUAUCCUGGAAUCAACUUCCCUUCGACAGAGCCCCUAAAUACAAUACCAGUGACAACUCCAAUCAAUGAACUUAAGUUACCACAAAGUACAACACAACGGAAUCCAUUGGCUCAAACUCAACCUAGCCGCCACCAAAUCGUUCCGAAUGAUGCAGAAUUUCCACCAACCGCGCAGCCAACGAGCAUCCAAGCUCACAAAAUUAAAAAUUCCCGGCUGCCCAAAAAAGGACGAAUUGAUUUCAGAGAGCGUGUGCCAGUCACAACAGUUUCGCCUAACCCAUUCAGAGUAACAAUUUUAGGAUCACAAAAAAGCGUUCGUUCGCGAACGACAUCAAGAGGUAGGGUCAUUCCGGUUCAAAAUCCUCGGCCGGAGGCUGAGGCACCACGGAAGCGCAUAGAAUCGGGCAGUCCGCCCGAUGCAAGGCAUCAUCCACUGGACGAACAAGACAGCUCUUUUUAUUUCAAAGAACAAUUGACUAACGUACAGCCAGCAACUCAAGAACGACCAUCCACGGAAGUGAAAGCUGUGUUAUCACGUCAGCAACCAUUACCGGACCCAGUAACAUCUAUUAUCACACCCUUCAAAUUUACUACGCCCGCCUCUAAUUUAUUCUUCGAUGUUCCAUUAAAAAAAGAAAUGAUACUCAACAUCACACCCAUUCCACCAGCCAGUUACUCAUCAGAUAUCCGCACCUCAGUUCCUUUUACGGCACAACACAAAUUUGAUUCACAUGUUCCUAUUUUCCCACCUAGAGCGCCUACGCACGCUCACCAUUCGUCCAAAGACAGGUCAUUCCGUACCACAAUCCAACCGUUCGUUUCAACAGAAGAGAAAAACAUCCGACAUUCUGUGAUCGCUUCCGCAGAACAAGAAGGGAGGUGGAAAGUUCCACAGCCUCGCUAUCCGCCUCUCCUGCCUGGUGCCUCAGAUGAAUCGCAAUCUCAACUUAGGCUUUACCACUACGAACUUGAGCCAGAAAGUUCCAAAGAAUCAGCCGAGCGGAAAACUCUAUACAAUCCAAACGCAAAAAUCGUCCUGAAAGCUUUGGGUAAGAGCAGGCAAGUACCUUUGCUUUUACCCUACGGAGAUGAGGAUGAUUUCUUGGGCCUUGUAAAGGAAUCGCAGGAGAAUAAUAAGCAGUUCAGACAAACAUCGGGACAUUUUAGUGUUGAAAUAGAUAGCUUUAACCGCUCGACUCAGAGCGCAAGGCCAGUACGAAGCCUAAUACGAAGUUUAAGCUCGAGUGCAGAUACAGUACACAAAAACUAAACAUCAAACUAGCUUAGGCUUAAAAAAUAUUACAUUGCACGUUUAUUGGAAAUAAAAAUUAAUUUCAUUAUUAAUUAGUCGAUUUAAAGUUUUUAUGGAUGACAAAGAAAACUUGAAGAUCAUUUGAAGGAUUGCCAAUACCACAAGUGCAGCCAAAUUUCUGAGUGAAAUAAUGGCCCAAGUGAAUGAAAUACUUAUACAAGAGAUAAAAGUAUAAACUUUACGUCCAAUUGUUGCAAAUAAUAAAACAAGCAUGCAAAUACUUAGUGCUGAAAUAGACCAGCAGGUUGAAUUUAUUGAACAGUGAUACGAGUGCCCAGCUGGUCUUCAAUUGGUGCCCCCAAAGCGCUUUACAUGUAAGUUAAAACUCAUAAAUAAUUGUUAUUUGUAGUCUAGAGUUCCGAUGUUGAACAAUCCAAUGCAGUAUUCAACAUCUAUGCCAAAAACAACGAUUAUUCAAAAGCAUUAAUUCGUCUGAAUCUUACACAACUAAUUCAAUAGUAGGUACUACAACAUAUUUUUAAAGAACCAAGGCAGAGGAAUUCCAAUUUAAAAAAUUUGUUACUGCUUCAAUUGAGAUUUCGUACAUGUGAAAAGAACGAAAUUGAUAUAUAAUUAGAGUUUUACAAAAUAUUUUAGCAAGAAAUCAAAAUCUAGCUAAAUAUUACAACUAUAGAUAAAUUGUAGCAUGCAAUAAGCUGUUGCAUUUUUGAGCCGGAAUUUUUUUUAGUGUAAAUAACUUAUUUAAAUUAUAUAAUUAGUAAACUUUAAUAAUAAGAGUUUGUGCAUCUGUGUGUACCUUAUGAAGUACAAUCAAGUUCUUGUAGGAUAUAUACAUGUCAAAUUUCUUUGUAAUACUCUCUCCUUUCACCCACUUAAACGUCAGAUAAUAAAUUUCUAUGUUAAUAAUAGUUUAUAUCUGCCUAGAGGCAACGAAAAAACUUCAACUUGGAGACAUUUCCAAGCCACCUGCUAUAUAAUGUAUGAACAGAAGAAAAAAUCGAUCAACUGGUAAAUGCAUCAUUAUUUUGCAAGGAUUUAUAUUUGAACAGAAGAAAAUAAAACCUUGAACUUACCGACUGAGAGCCUCACUGCCUGUAGGGGUGCAUCUGGCCGGCAGCUUUGAUGUUGGUCUUGAUGGAGCUGGGCGCCUUGCCAACUGUGGGAAAAAAAAUAUAUUUACAACGA